Messenger RNA from Mollisia scopiformis, 1455 nucleotides. RefSeq names its product protein phosphatase 2A regulatory subunit PR55. The record is from RefSeq and is a predicted model, not a curated record. Gene Ontology annotation, molecular function: protein binding; protein phosphatase regulator activity. Gene Ontology annotation, biological process: peptidyl-serine dephosphorylation. NCBI's taxonomy places the organism in Eukaryota, Fungi, Ascomycota, Leotiomycetes, Helotiales, Mollisiaceae. The transcript has 6 exons. The coding region runs from base 1 to 1455 and encodes 484 amino acids. Gene Ontology annotation, cellular component: protein phosphatase type 2A complex; cytosol.
AUGGUAGAAGGGGAACCGAACUCUCCAACAUGGAAGUUCACACAAUGUUUUGGCGACAAGGGAGAUGUGGAGGAUAUCACUGAAGCCGAUAUCAUCUCGACUGUCGAAUUCGACCAUACCGGCAAUUAUCUUGCGACUGGAGACAAAGGAGGACGAGUGGUAUUAUUUGAAAGGAACGAGACUAAAAAGACAUGCGAGUAUAAGUUCCAUACUGAAUUUCAAUCUCACGAACCCGAAUUCGACUACCUCAAAUCUCUCGAAAUAGAGGAAAAGAUCAAUAAGAUCAAGUGGUGCAGAAGACAAAAUGCAUCCCAUUACCUCCUCUCUACAAAUGAUAAGACUAUCAAGUUAUGGAAGGUUUUUGAGAAGUCCUUGAAAGUAGUGGCCGAAAACAACCUCUCGCACGACUUGACCCCAGGAAAUACUGCAGGAGGUGGUGGUGCUGUUCGACCUAUCUCGAGUGUUCAUUUCAAUAGCGCUCACGACCUCAAACUACCCCGCCUCACCCAUCACGAUACUGUCGUAGCAGCAGUACCUCGCCGAACGUAUGCCAACGCUCAUGCAUAUCAUAUCAACAGCAUCUCGGUCAAUAGCGAUGGAGAGACCUUCAUCAGCAGCGAUGACUUGAGGAUAAACCUCUGGAAUUUGAAUAUUCAAGACCAGAGCUUCAACAUUGUGGACAUCAAGCCAGCAAACAUGGAGGAGUUGACUGAAGUCAUCACGGCCGCAGAAUUUCAUCCACAGAGCUGCAAUUGGUUCAUGUAUGCAAGCUCAAAAGGUACAAUCAAGCUUGCAGACAUGAGAGAGAGCGCUCUGUGUGAUCAACAUGCUAAGCAAUUCGAACAAGAGGAAGACCCAUCUGCAAGAUCCUUCUUCUCUGAGAUCAUCUCGUCCAUAUCCGAUGUUCGAUUCUCUCAUGAUGGUCGCUAUAUUCUCUCACGUGAUUACCUCACUGUCAAGAUCUGGGAUGUCAACAUGGAGAGGCAACCAGUCAAGACUAUCCCUAUCCAUGAACACCUCCGACCUCGCCUCUGUGAUACUUACGAGAAUGACAGCAUCUUCGAUAAAUUCGAGGUUGUCUUCUCUGGUGAUGCCAAGAAUGUCAUGACAGGAAGUUAUAACAACAACUUCAUGAUCUAUCCUUCGGACCCAGACAAAGAAGUCGAAGUUGUUCUCCAGGCUGACAAGUCGGCAUUUAAAGCCAAGAAAGUUGGCGUUCCCACUCCAAUUAACUCCUCAACCAGUCCCACAGCUACUAAUGGCGGCAAGAAGGGUGGUUCAAGAGCUGGCAGUCCUGCAGCUGGUGCUUCUGGCCAAGGCGGUAGAAUGAGAAAAGAGACCGACGCAGACCAGAUCGACUUCAACAAGAAAAUCUUGCAUAUGAGCUGGCAUCCAUUUGAAGAUAGCAUUGCCAUUGCGGCUACCAACAACCUUUUCGUCUUCUCGGCAUUGUAG